AUGAGAGUGGGCUUUAAAGAAGGACAAGAAAUGGAGAAAAGGGAGAGGAGAUGGGAAGGGGAAGAGAAUGGUGAUGAGUUGGAGAGAAUAAGAGAUUUGCACGUGUUGGAAGAGGACUUGAAGCUUGUGGAUUUGUUCGUUUUGUGGGUGGUUUUGAUCAGGCUGUGGUGUAGAAGAGACUGCGGUGGAGAAAGGAACCGAGAAGGGAAUCGCUGA
Messenger RNA from Dovyalis caffra, 216 nucleotides. Lineage: Eukaryota; Viridiplantae; Streptophyta; Magnoliopsida; Malpighiales; Salicaceae. The record is from the annotation of a GenBank genome assembly.